Messenger RNA from Gymnogyps californianus (California condor), 1879 nucleotides. RefSeq names its product Fas apoptotic inhibitory molecule 2 (gene FAIM2). Gene Ontology annotation, cellular component: membrane; endoplasmic reticulum; Golgi apparatus. Bases 535 to 1350 code for a protein of 271 amino acids. The record is from RefSeq and is a predicted model, not a curated record. NCBI's taxonomy places the organism in Eukaryota, Metazoa, Chordata, Aves, Accipitriformes, Cathartidae. Gene Ontology annotation, biological process: negative regulation of apoptotic signaling pathway. The transcript is spliced from 14 exons.
CUGUCAAGGCCUGAGCUAGAGACUGAUCCUUACUGCAGGAGCCAGUAACAUCUCACUCCAAAUAGUUCUGCCUUGUCCAGCUCCUUAUAUUGCAUGUUAAGGGGACAUCAUCUCUGCUCUUCAAGAAGAGCUUGGGAAGGAAGGAGGGCUCUUUCAGCUGAAGGCCUCUGCACAAGAACAAGAAGGCUGGGAAUGGUACAGUCCUCCCUCCAGCACCCGUUGCUCCGUGGAUGUUGCUAGAAGGCGAAGGCAUCAGCGCAGGCUGCGGAGGCUGCAGCGGUUGCAGCCAGAGCCGAGACAUCCUGGAAGAGGGGCUGGAAGGGACCCGGUGAGGAGGCUUGCACCCAGCUACGGCCCUCUCCCUCCUGCUGCCGCUCGCAGGGUCCGGCAGCGUCAUUAGUGAGGAGCCAUGACCCAGGGGAAGCUCUCUGUGAACAACAAACCCCCAACUCCGAGGGGCAAGGGGAGAAGAAGGACAAUGCCACGGCUCCACCAGCUCCUCCGACCUAUGAGGAGGCGACAGCGGGAGCAGGGAUGAAGUCUGGUGCUUACCCUCCUCCCCCAUCGGUCCCGCUCCACCCCAGCUGGGCUUAUGUCGACCCCAGCACGAGCCCGAGCUACGGCAGUGGUGGGUACCCAGGGGACACGGAGAUGCUCACAACCUUCAGCUGGGAUGACAGGAAUGUGCGCAGAGUGUUCAUCAGGAAGGUUUAUGCCAUCCUGAUGGUCCAGCUCUUGGUCACUGUUGUUAUUGUGGCUUUCUUCACCUUCUGCGAGCCGGUCAAGGGGUACAUUCAGACGCACUCUGCCUGGUAUUGGGCUUCCUAUGCUGUUUUCUUUGUGACCUACUUGAUUCUUGCUUGCUGCUCUGGACCCAGGAGGUAUUUCCCAUGGAAUCUGAUCCUGCUGAGCAUCUUUACACUCUCUAUGGCUUAUCUCACUGGGAUGCUCUCCAGUUACUACAAUACCAAGUCGGUCCUUCUGUGUCUGGGGAUCACAGCCCUGGUGUGCCUGUCUGUCACGAUCUUCAGCUUCCAGACCAAGUUUGACUUCACCUCCUACCAAGGCGUCCUCUUCGUGAUGCUCAUGGUGCUCUUCUUUGGUGGCAUCAUCCUGGCUGUGAUACUGCCCUAUCAAUAUGUCCCUUGGCUCCACGCGAUCUAUGCUCUGCUUGGUGCCAUUAUCUUUACUAUGUUCCUGGCAUUUGAUACCCAGAUGCUGAUAGGGAAUCGUCGGUACUCGCUGAACCCAGAGGAAUACAUCUUUGGAGCCCUCAAUAUCUAUCUGGACAUCAUCUACAUCUUCUCCUUCUUCCUCCAGUUCUUUGGCUCCAGCCAGGAUGUGGUGUAACUUUGCUGCUGCCUGAGCUGCUGCUGUGUCCCCGCUUUCUGCUCCUGCGUGGGAAAAGCUUGCAUGGCACCUGCUCCAUCUCCAGGCCACUUGAGUGGGGACGGCUUGCUGCCCUCCCAUGCCCCUCCACAGGGCUCCCUUCUUGCAUGUGUCCUGCUCCCUCUUCUGCGCUGACACCAUGGCUUGCAGUCUAUCCAAGCCAGACCUACCAAAAGCACUUGGACUGAAGCAGUGAGUAACAUGUACAUGCUCAGAGAGGUGGAAGUCCUCAUGAGGCUGAGUAACACAGGAUUAGGGGUGGGAUAUAGCUAUAGGCAUGUUCCUCCUGGGUUCCCUGACCAUCUGCGCAGGGGAGGUGCAGGGCUGCUUCUCUUCCUCUGUGUGGAUGUCCUUUAUCUGAGGUCUGCAUCAUCCGGACCCUGACUCUGUAUCCCCCUGCUCCUUUUGUCCGGCCAUUCGUAUAAUUUCAUUGUAAAUAGGAUUUUGUAUUUUCUCUGAACAUUGCUAAUAAAUUGUUGCAAAACUGUUA